GUUCCGAAGACUACAAAAUUCGUAUAUCUUUUUGGACUUUAUAGGCUUACGCUGGACGAGCGAAAUGAACUUUUUCGAAAAUAUAAAUAUUAUUAUCCAACAGUAAGACCUGCUGAGCCGCAAAACAGAGUGGCUAAUACAAAUGGAUCAUUCUUUGCAUUGAACGGUAAUCUACAGAUAAGGUCAACUUUACCUUCAACGAAUGAAAAAUCAUAUACAUGCUCAUAUACAUAUACAUGGAAUUUGUUUAAGGAACAUUUAUAUCUCGACUUCUUUCUGAUAAUAAAUUUCAACGAUGACCGCCUUAUUCUUCGAGAAUUGAAAUAUCGCUUUCAAAUACCGCCUGAAUUUAGGCCGUGGGUGCCGAAUAUUUCAACAAUUCCCAACUAUCCUUUUCAAAUCUCAAAUUUUCUCGAUCCACGAAAUGGCGAGAUUAUUAUGCUGAACAAGUAG
This is a messenger RNA of Dracunculus medinensis (Guinea worm), 453 nucleotides long. The record is from the annotation of a GenBank genome assembly. NCBI's taxonomy places the organism in Eukaryota, Metazoa, Nematoda, Chromadorea, Rhabditida, Dracunculidae.